AUGUCUCCAAAAUGCCCAGACAGACUGCUUUCAAAGACCCAAUGGGAGAAUCAGGACUAUGUGAAGAAGCUCAAUCUUAAUCAGAUUGGAGCAACUGUCCCAGCUACUGUUCCAGCCAUAGUCCCUGGAGCUUCAGCAUUCACAAGUGGAGCAUCAAGUGUUGCGGGAAGCGUUAACACACCUUUGCGACUUGCUGGUGCUACAGGUAAUCAAAUGAUGCAAGUUCCUUCUGGAAUGCAGCUCAUGCAGAUUCCAACUCAAGGUGGCGCCACUGUUACUGUCCCUUAUUCUAUGAAUGCUAACGGUGAGAUUGCGUUCGGUGGAAUGCAACUCAGCCGACAAGGCUUCAGUGGUGCUCAAGUGCGCCAAGGAUUCGAUGCAACUCAAGCUCGAACUCCGCAAGCUGUGAAAACUGGAUAUUUUGAUACGUCAAAUGUCUUUCACGUUGCUAUCAAGGGAAAGGAUGAGUAUGGCAAUGAUGUCUAUCUCAUUCCAUGUCCUGCUGGUACGACAAAUGUCAAACUUCAAGCUGACUGGCAUUAUGCUAGUGCAGAUGAAGAUUUGCCUGAUCUUGCUACUGAAGCAGAUCGAGGUCUGCAGUUUUUUCAAAGCCGUGGAAAGAAAAGAGAUCCAUGUGGGUUGUACGAUCAUGUCAUCAUGGACACUGGUUGUACAAACACCACCAUUUGUAAUGGUGAGCUUUUGCAUGGACUCCGUCAUGCUGAGAAAGAACUUGACAUGCACACUAACAUAGGCAGCAGAGUUCUCGACGAAGAAGGUUUUCUAGGAAGAUUUCCACCUCCAGUUUAUCAGGAUGAAGAUGGAAUUGCCAAUGUACUUGCUAUGCGCGAGAUGAUUGCUGCGGGAUACCGCAUUACUCUGGAUACUGAUGCUGACAAUGCUUUUAUUGUGCAUUGUGAUGGAAACCAAUGA
This is a messenger RNA of Cylindrotheca closterium, 933 nucleotides long. NCBI's taxonomy places the organism in Eukaryota, Bacillariophyta, Bacillariophyceae, Bacillariales, Bacillariaceae. The record is from the annotation of a GenBank genome assembly.